UUUGUGUUUUCCUCCAGGACGGCUCAUGCCAGGACAAAAAGCGAAGCUGCAGAUCAGGCCGCCAUCUCUGCCGUGCACGACUCAGAAAUCGCCCGAGCCGUCGCCAGGGAGCUCGCCCCGAACUUCUACCAACCAGGGCCUGACUACAUCAAACAGCCUCAGAAGGAGCCAGUGGAGAUUAAAGAGGUCCCUGUUGAAAAGACGGAGAAAGCCAACAAAGAUUCUCCCCAAUUCUACCGAAAGGGCACGACUCCCCCUCGUUCCCCCGUGGCAAAUGCCGUGGUCACGCCUCCCCCCUCGCCUCACUCCAGCAAGAAGAAGAAGGAUCAGCUUCCCAACAGCAGCAGCAGCCGCAAAACCAGCAAGGAGGAGAAACCCUCCCGAAAAACCAGCAAGGAGGAGAAACCCUCGCAUAAAACAAGCAAGGAGGAGAAGACGAAGUCAGGCAGGAAGUUGAGUAAAGAGGAAAGGGUCCCUGUUGCUGAGGCUCCCCCAAAACCUGCUAAAUCUCAGCCUCCACCUGCAUCUGCAUCUCCUCCUCCUUCAGUCCCUGUUAAUGGAGAGGUCCAUAGUGAGUACCACAGCUACUACGUCAAAGCCCCAACGAGGGUCCGUCCACCCCCAGACCCCGAGGAGGAUAGAGAAGAAGAGCCAACCAUCCUGGAUCUGGCACGAAUGCCCCCACAGCCCCCAAAAUCCUACAGCAUCACUCCGAAACCUUCUCUACGGGAGAACAAGAGCGACCCCAAACUCAGGAAGCAGGAUUCCCUAAAGCCAAAGAGCCUCGCAGACGCAAAGAAAGCCAGCAUGGAGAUCGCAGACAGCAUGGAGGAGACAGGUCCUAACUCGGUGCUUGUUGCUAUGGUUAUGCUGCUGAAUAUUGGCCUUGCAAUUAUAUUUGUCCAUUUUCUGACAUGAUGAUGCUGUUUCUCAGUGAAACCUUCGCGACCGGUACAGUUGCAUCGCCGGCCUUGAAAAAAGAAAAUGGCGCCCAGUGAGACACGGGGUGGCGGCCGUAGGAGAAUCAGGAAGUGAAGGUGAAGGCCCCCCCCAAAAAACACCACCCUGUCAGGGGCCUUUUCUUCGGGGGCCACACCUGUCGAUUAGCAGCUCCUCCUGGGGGGGAAAUGUCGUGUCUAGUGAGAUGAUAAAUAAAAAUAAAAAAAGUUUAAAAAUGCAAAACCACACAGUGUGGGAAACGGACGGUCGCAGGAGUGUGGAGAUGCACUUUGAAAUAUGACAGGAGCAAACAGCUGCCUUUCUAUUUUACCAUCUGACGUUUUGAUGAGGAGAUGUGAGAAGGCGACCCUUUUGGGGGGGGCAUCGCUGAGGGAGGGGCUCGUUUUCUGGGGUUACACCAAAUCCUGCACGAGGAAACUGCUCCACGGUCACUCAGUCUUACUCUGUUCACACAACUCCCUCCACCGUUACCCAGGAUGCACUGCUCUGAAACCUCCCCGUGCAUGGUACAGUUUUAACAUCUCGUUUCUUUUCUUUUUGAUUGUUGUUGAAUGUUGCUAGUAGUUGAAAAAGGAACAUUUCUCCCCACUCUCAUUUAGUUUUCCCCCUUUUUCGUUUUAUUAAGUUGUAAUUUGACAUUACACGUUACUGAAAGUGCAAUAUGUUUUAUUUUUUCAAAGAAAAGCUUAUAGUAUAUUUUGCCAAAAGGAAAAAAGAAGGGGGGGGUAAAGUAAUAUAUUAAAGAAAAUCCUUAUUUUCCAUUUAUUUUGUCAGACUCUCAUCAUUUAAAUUCUCUGGUUUUGAGCCGGUUGUGUUGAGGAAGGAGGUUUAAAAGCUACGUAGCUCUGAGAGAGUGAAGUAACAAAUGUCUUAUGUUAUUUAUUAAACCAGAAGGAAGGAAAUGAAGCAGUUUGAGUUCCUCUGUUCUUUUCGUUUUGCUUUGAAUGUCUCCACUAAAAUGCAAAGACUGGGUGGGUCGGAUGGAUCAGGAAGUUGGGUUUAUUCAGGUCGAGGCCAUGGGGAAUGUGGCGCCAGGGAGAGAUGCCUUUAAAAAGUCUUUAACAGAACUUCUGUUUACCUCAGAAAGAGAUGAGGAAGGGGGAGGGGAAGAGAUGCCGUCCUUGUCUUAACUUUGUCGUCGUGCGGGGGAUAUUCGACUGUUGUCAUCGCCUGACUCACGCUUUAGAGCCUCUGUUAGUAGUGUUUGUUGCAGAAAUGGCAUGAGUUUCUUUGAUUUAAAAAAAAGUGGUUAUUUAUAUGCAUUUUUCUGUCAUCACGACCGAGGUUGAUUAUUUAUUCAAUGUACAAUCGAUGGUCAUCAUUUAAAAACAAAAAGGGCUUUCUAUGGUUUUAUUUGCUGCACACAUCACAUAUGGAGUAGCGUCAGAUAUUAGCAAACAAUAUAUUAAAAUGUGGACAUCAACGCAGACCAGGACACUAAAUUAUUUAAGAUUUUACGACAAAAUGUGAUGCAUUUUUCACCCUCCUUUUGCCACGCCCUCUUUUCUUGUUUUAACGUCUUCACCAGAGCGCGGUGGAGCUUCGGAGGGUUUAACAGAACAGUGUAUGGGAUAUUUUUGGAAAUGCAGCAUUGCAUGUUGGAGUCAUUUAUAUAUAGAUUAUUAUAUACUAUUUGUAAGGAUUUUUACAGAGCACAAUCCAGAAUCUGGUAUAUGAGUUGGUAUUUUUCUAACAAUUUGCACACCUGUAUUUUGACAAUGAAUAUAACUUGUUUGUAAUUGGUAAUGUAAUGCACAUAUGAUAAUGUUUGACAGUGGAUAAAAAAAUACUUUAUUUCUAAUUGGUUGUACUGUAUGUACCAUUUUGGGGAUGUGAAAGGCAGAUGUAUUGUUUGAGUAUUUUCGGAAAUGACGAGGAACUGCGGGAGACUUUUGAUAUCUCAAGGUUCAUGUUACCCCACUGAUUUGUGCAAAGUCUUUGGAGAUGAAGUUAUGUGUAUAACAAUAAAGUUGUUAUGCCUUGUUAAAA
Messenger RNA from Gymnodraco acuticeps, 2949 nucleotides. Its product is annotated as junctophilin-1-like. The annotation marks the transcript as partial. The transcript has 4 exons. The record is from RefSeq and is a predicted model, not a curated record. NCBI's taxonomy places the organism in Eukaryota, Metazoa, Chordata, Actinopteri, Perciformes, Bathydraconidae. Gene Ontology annotation, cellular component: sarcoplasmic reticulum; plasma membrane; junctional membrane complex.